This is a messenger RNA of Olea europaea var. sylvestris, 553 nucleotides long. Its product is annotated as protein DETOXIFICATION 39-like. Gene Ontology annotation, biological process: transmembrane transport. The record is from RefSeq and is a predicted model, not a curated record. NCBI's taxonomy places the organism in Eukaryota, Viridiplantae, Streptophyta, Magnoliopsida, Lamiales, Oleaceae. Gene Ontology annotation, molecular function: antiporter activity; xenobiotic transmembrane transporter activity. The annotation marks the transcript as partial. The transcript is spliced from 5 exons. Gene Ontology annotation, cellular component: membrane.
UUUGUCGAUAAAUAGCAUAUUAUACACGGUUGCAGUAGGGUUCAAUGCUGCAGCCAGUGUUCGAGUGAGCAAUGAGCUCGGAGCAGGAAACCCUAAGUCGGCAGCUUUUUCUAUUUUUGUGGUGAAUUUUGUUUCAUUUAUCCUUGCCUUGGCAGUUGCUGCAAUGGUAUUAUGGCAACGUCAUAGAAUUAGUUACAUAUUUACUAGUGGUGACACUGUGGCUAAUGCAGUAUCAGAACUUUGUCCAUUCUUAUCGGUUACUCUCAUUCUCAACGGUAUUCAACCCAUCUUGUCUGGGGUGGCCGUUGGCUGUGGAUGGCAAGCAUUUGUUGCCUACAUAAAUGUUGGGUGUUAUUACGUCGUCGGAGUUCCACUUGGUUGUCUUUUGGGAUUCAAAUUCGACUUCGGUAUUAAGGGAAUAUGGUCAGGAAUUAUCGGAGGAGCAAUGAUGCAAAUCAUCAUAUUGCUUUGGGUGAUUUGUCGAACUGAUUGGAAUACAGAGGUGGAGAAAGCAAGGAAACGUUUGGACAAGUGGGAAGAAAUAAAAGACUAA